Spodoptera frugiperda (fall armyworm) is the source of this 3018-nucleotide messenger RNA. It is a transcript of the gene Dpck, whose product is annotated as dephospho-CoA kinase domain-containing protein. The transcript has 4 exons. The coding region runs from base 179 to 880 and encodes 233 amino acids. Lineage: Eukaryota; Metazoa; Arthropoda; Insecta; Lepidoptera; Noctuidae. Gene Ontology annotation, biological process: coenzyme A biosynthetic process. The record is from RefSeq and is a predicted model, not a curated record. Gene Ontology annotation, molecular function: ATP binding; dephospho-CoA kinase activity.
AAAAUAUCAACUGUCAUAUUUGUCAAAGACAUCAAGCUGCGGUCCGCGGCGUUCAAUUCGCUAGAUUGUUUAUUAAUCAACGUGUCUAAUUCGUUUAAUUAUAUUUUCGGGUCAGCGGUGAAUGUGGCUUAUCCUCUGCAGUAUACUACAUAGCUGCUAGAUCAAUUAUUCAAGCAACAUGUUUAUAGUAGGCCUAACUGGAGGACUGGCGACUGGAAAAAGUACAGUACUUUCAAUAUUUCGAGCGAAUGGCAUAGCAGUAAUUGACGCUGAUGAAGUAGCAAGACAAGUGUUGCAGCCUGGUACAAAAGCAUGGAGGGACCUCCGAGCUUUCUUCGGAGAUGAAGUGCUUCUCCCUGAUGGCAAUGUGAACAGAGCUAGACUAGGGGAGAUUGUUUUUGAUGAUAUUGAAAAGAGAAAAAAGUUAAAUGCCAUCACACACCCUAGAAUACAAAGAGCAAUGAUGAAGAUGGCCAUUUCAUAUUUCUUCUCGGGCCAUAGUUAUAUUGUGAUGGAAGUGCCACUGUUGUUUGAGACUGGGAAGAUGUUGACCUUCAUGCACAAAAUUAUAACUGUUGUUUGUGAAGAUCACCAGCAACUGGAGAGGCUGUGCAAACGCAACGAUUUCUCGGAAAAUGUCGCUAAGAAACGUAUAUCUUGUCAGAUGCCCCUUGAAGAGAAGGUGGCGAAGUCCCACUUUGUAAUAGAUAACUCUGGAAGUUUCGAGAACACUAGGCAACAAACGGAAUCCAUAAUUAGAUUGCUAAAGAGGUCUAAGUUUACAUGGUACUUCCGAGCGAUAUUUGGCAUUGCAUUCUUAUCUGUGGUCUUUGGUAUCGGUCAUAUAGUCAGCAACUUGGUAAUGAAUAGAAGUGAAUGAUUCGUUUACAAUUAAGUAGUUUGUACAAUGUAUUUAUUUAUUUGAAGACAAGGAAUCAAGUAAUACUAUAUGGAGUGGAGUAAAGGUUUUGUCAUGUAGUUUAAUGUUCUUUGACAUAGCACACACAUGUAUUUAUGUAGCUUACCAGCAUCUAGUGGGAGUAUUAUAUGGAGGUUCAGCUUAUGGUGUGAUACACAAUCAAGAAAUUUAUAUUUGAAAGACUGGCUAACAAAUGUCGCUGAUGGCUUGUAAAUACCAAAUUAAUAUUGUUUCUCUAUAUGAUGGAGUGCCAUCCGAAGUUUGUAUUUGUUAUCUGUAUAUGACUAGUCCUUGUGGUCAAAUAUCCUAUUGUAGUAAGAAAACUUUUGUAUUUAUUCGUAAUUAAUCAAAAAGGUAAAAUUUGAUAUUUGUAAUUUAAAGACGGACUGGGACAAAACACUUUCGUUUAUAAUUUUGCUAACAAUAUAUCCAUUUUCUUCAUUAUGAUAGAAUAGCAAUACGUGGGCAAAUGUUAGCCAAAGCGAUAUUUCAAUGUUUGAUAAUUUAUACUUUUACAUUAGUGAUUGCAACUUUUACAAAAAUGUUUUGUCGGACAGUAGGUAAAUUAUGAUUAUGUAAUAAGUAUUUAAGUAAUUUAAAUAUAGGUAAAGGGGAUAUUGAGCCGCGCCGCCAAUCUGCCUUCAGCAAGCUUGAUGAUUGAUGCUCAAACCUUCUCCUUGUGAGAAGAGGCCAUUGCUCGCCAGUAGGCUUAUAGGCUAUUGAUGAUGACAAAGAAAGUGCGUGGCUGAUACAAAAUACAAGGGGAUUAGUAUUAGUAGUAUUUAUUUUACUGAGGUUAUGGUUAGAUGUAUGAAUUAUUGUUCAAGUAUUGCAUCAUGCUCAGCUAUGAUAAGACGUAUUGAAAAAAAUUUAAAGCAACGCGAGUAUACUUUUAUGGAGAAGAGGCACUUUAGAACAUGCGGCAGACUGUUAUAAUAAUGGUUACUUAAUCUAAUCCUUAGCAUUUUUUUUUUCGGAACAAAAAUAAGAAAAUCAUCCCAUGUUUUGAUGGUAAUGAUGAAAGGAAAGUGGGAUAUGUAAGAUAUUUGAACAAUAAUUGACAAAAGUAUAUUAAGUAAUCAUCAGUGUAGGCUUUUCCGCCAGAGAUGUGGUAUAUAGCUACUUUGCUCUGGAUGCGUUUGGCUUCUACCAAUCAUUGGUACACAUAGCUUAACUCUGUGGAAAUGGACUCAGUUAAGCUAUAUUUCUUAUAUGGAUAAAUGCGUGCUAUGAAUAUGUGUUAUGGAUGACUUCCCUACUAUCGAUACAUUGCUACUCCAGCUGCGUAUCUUCCCCGCAUUCUACAUACCUUAGUAUCAGUGGAAACAGUCACAUAGUUUCACAGCUUAGCUAUUAUAUCUUCGUAGCAUAUCUACAUAGCCCAUCUCUUGUGGAAAAGCACCCUUAGACCAGUGGUAAUAGACAUCUAAUAUUAAGUUAAACCAAAUGUUUAGUCAAAGUUAUGUAAUAACCAGUUAGGGUUAGCAAAUGUAUUGUAACUGUAAAGGAAACACGCACAGAUGUGAAAUACCUACCUGAAAUAUAAUUACGAAAUGAAUUUUGUAUUUAGAAGAAGCUUUUAGUUUAGAAUAGAUUCGAAUGUACGACAUACUAGUCUUUGGGAUUACCCAAAAUGGUUCUUGUGUGUAAAUACAUUAUUAUGAUAAAAUAAAUGUAACUCAGUCAACAAUAAAUAGGUACUGAUGUAAGCUAAAUGGACUUUUAUACAUUUCAAGGCUGCAACUACGAACAUUGGGAUUAUAAUCAGCUUUCCUACCUUAAGUAGGUACCUAAGGUACAUCAAUUUUAUUAACCCGUAUCUUGGGCCGUUAAGUGACUGAUCAACUUAAACGCUAAAAUCUCUCUUUGAAGCCGUACCUGAGAAUAAUACAUUUUAUGCAUGACAAUGAUACGAUUAUAUAGUGCUGCACUGAAUUGCUUCAGUCGUCGAAUUUCACCCUGAAAUUCAUCUUUCUGUAAUAGGUAUCCAUUUUUCACCAUUCUCCGUCGUUGGGAGAUUGUGAGCUAAUUGAUUUUCAAACAUCAUAAUGUGAUUUAAAAAUGAAUUAUAAAGAAAAAAUAAAGUUUUUAUUACAAUA